Strongylocentrotus purpuratus (purple sea urchin) is the source of this 1159-nucleotide messenger RNA. RefSeq lists its product as uncharacterized. The coding region runs from base 18 to 980 and encodes 320 amino acids. Lineage: Eukaryota; Metazoa; Echinodermata; Echinoidea; Camarodonta; Strongylocentrotidae. The record is from RefSeq and is a predicted model, not a curated record. The transcript has 3 exons.
GCUCCAUCAGAGAAUCGAUGCCGUCGAUAGGACGGAGUCAAGAUACAUUCGAAAAAUCUAGCGUGGAUCCAAGUGACGGUGAACGAAACGAUCAUGAAACAUUUCGCAAUGCUAAAGCUCAGGAUGGCAAGACAAAGCGAGUAGCAAAUAAAAUGCAGCCUACAUCUCAACAGGCUAAGCGAGCACGUCUACCGAAGAAGGGCACAUCCGGUGGUUCUCACCCGACACUUCAAGCUAGCAGGGAUGAAAGCAACCUAAAUCCACCGAUGGAAGCAUCACCCGUAGGACAACAAAGACCAGGCACAUCUAACGCGGCAGCAGCGGCACACAACAGUGGUUCACCUAGCCAGCCGCCCAUGGCUUCUAGAAGGACUGUCACAUCUGCACCACAAACGUCACACACAACACCAUCGCCUCGUCGUAUCUCAGUCUCAGUCUGUUCUUCCGCCUACGAGCACAACGUCAAAGGGUUCGUGUCCAAGCUUACCGAGUUGCAAACCAGACAGCCUCGUUUGAUCGCCGAUGUCCGUUUCCGGAGCCUACCGUACAACGACAUUGAUUCAUUCAAGUUUCCGUCAAGCGACCCCGUUGAUGUGAUGGUCCUCUGCCAUUCAGUCCAAAAUCGAGGGUUUUCAAUCACCAAUGUACUGAAUGCUCUCUACGAAAAACAUCUGCAAUAUUGCCAUGAUGUGAUUGGAAAGAAGAAGCUGGCUGUGAUUGUCCAUGAUUUUAGCGACUGCAAACCAAAGACUCUUGAAGUCAGGAUGGAAUCGUUCAGGAGGUCACAACCUUUGGCAUUUGAGCUCGUUGACACCGUGAUCGUAUGCGGUAGCCUGGAGGUCCCAGGCAAAAUAGAAAUGAGAGAUGAAGAUAUUACACGACUUACAACCUUCUUCAAACAAGCGAGAUAUGAACCCAAAGAGAACACUGCCGACAAGAAAUCAUUUGUGGAUACUGUCCUAGGAAAGUUCGGGUUUUAAAGAGCAAUACACCACAAAAGAAAGAAAAAAAUAUGAUUAUACUAACAAUACUACAGGGAUGAAGCGCUGUUGUGCCCUUUAAUAUCUGCAUUAUUUUUUGAUUUUGACAGAGUUAAAAGUAAAUAUAAAUGGUGUAUGAAGUGUAUGCAUAUACAUUGGUAGUUCCCUGUGAUUUAUAG